Messenger RNA from Oncorhynchus keta (chum salmon), 1441 nucleotides. RefSeq lists its product as uncharacterized. NCBI's taxonomy places the organism in Eukaryota, Metazoa, Chordata, Actinopteri, Salmoniformes, Salmonidae. The record is from RefSeq and is a predicted model, not a curated record. The coding region runs from base 303 to 983 and encodes 226 amino acids. The transcript has 5 exons.
AGGUCAAGCAUCCUUUGGGGAUUCUGCCCAGUCAGUAAUCGGAUUACAGUUAAAACCUUUUGAAUUUAAUUUGCCCCGGCAGCCUGCGCGUGGCACGGGAUUCCACGUCAACAAGCGGUUGCCAGGUGAAGGCAGACAAGCCAGACAGUUCCACAGCAUCCAGCACCUCACAGGCUAAUAGCCUACUAAUUCAGAGAUUUGAUAAAACCAUUGUAGAACCGAAUCAACUAUUAUUGACAAGGUGAGAUGAUAAGGAAUUUAUUUGGAGCCUUGACCGAGCCUAUAUAUUUGUUAUUGAUAAAAUGCCGACCACAAGGGUUAUCAAGCAAAAACCUGUUAUUGAAACGAAAACAAGAGUCGUCGAAGUGAAAACAAAACCGGUUGAAACGAAACCAGCAUCGACAACUCAACACAAAGUCACAGCUCCUCGCAAACCGCGGGCGUCGAGCUGUCCCAGAUGUAUCCAUAGCGACCGAUGCGAGACCACGAAGACCCAGCAGCAGGUCAAGCUGUGCGCUCCCAGGUGCGAUAGGAGAGCGAGAUCAACCUCCACCGCUCCCAAAUCAACACUCUCCUCUUCGAAAUCAGCUGUGCUCUGUCAAAAACCAACAGCCACGUCUCCAAAAUCAACUGUAACUUCUUCAAAGUCUAAAGAAGCAUCUCAGGCGAGGCAGGAAGAGGAACGGACUUCGAGACCCAGGGCGCACUAUGCAAUUCAGAGUCACAAAGCUUUCACGGUCAUCCCUCCUAACCCCAAGAAAAGAAUAGAGAUCCAGCAAAAGGCGGAGGCAGAGCUGGCAGCUUUGGAGGAUCUGAGGCUGAGCAGAGCUACACCCUAUGUCUCCAUUGACCCCAGCAGUGUUGGUGGGAGUCUGAGUCUGGAGGAGGUGCGGCUAAAGCAGCAGCAGGAAAUGCAGACCAGGAGGAAGCAGAGACAGAUGAAGAAAUAUAUGUUUGAGACGUCACCCGUGGUGUUGGGAUGAAGACUGAGCCACAGAGAGACAGGAAGCUGAAGUUAUCAUUAAAAUACAGACGCAUCGUCAUCAUGUGAAUGAUGCUUGUUGCCUGUAUGUCUAAGUCCAGCACUGGGAUCACACAUUGUCUAAGUCCAGCACUGGGAUCACACAUUGUCUAAGUCCAGCAUUGGGAUCAAUGUCUACAAUGUUUCAGUGUCACACUGUAUUAUUUUAUAUUUUGUACCAAAUAGAUUUCAUGUUAGUUUCAUUUAGUAAAAAAAAAAUAUUGUUAAGUGGGCUACAAAGGUUUUACUUCCAUCCCUCUGUUUAAUAAGUAUCACAAUGAACUGUACAAAUGGCUGUUGUUCAUAUAAACAAAAUGGCUGCAGAACAUUGUACUCCUUCUCUUUACCCUCGUUGUUCAUGCUUUCUCUCCCUUUCUAUGUUUAUAAAGUAACACGUGAAUAAAACCCUCCUAUGGAAUA